AUGACUACAACUGUAGCGACUUCAAAUCACCCGAUCACCGGGGCCCCAAAACCCGCUGUGACUGCUAUCGAUGGUUCUGUGCCUCUGAGGCUUGAAAUCCGCAAUCUUCAAAAGAACACCGAUCAAUGGAACCUUUAUCUCCUCGGUCUUGAUGCCCUCAAGAAGCUCGAUCAGAUUUCUGACCUCUCUUUCUAUGGUAUCGCUGGUAUCCACGGUCGUCCGUAUAAGAUCUGGGGAGGCGUAGCAAAUGCCAACCCUAAAGGGUCCUGGCAAGGAUAUUGUACCCAUACUUCCAUUCUCUUCGCCCCUUGGCAUCGUCCAUUCCUUGCAUUGUACGAGCAGACGCUCUACAGCAUAGUUCAGAACAUCGCAGCUCAAUUCCCGUCGACGUCUCGCGCUCGAUAUACAGCGGCUGCCGCCACUUUUCGCAUCCCGUAUUGGGACUGGGCAACCCAACAUGCGGACGACCCUGAAGGAUAUUUUCCCGCGAUUGUCAGCACUCAAUACGUCAACGUGAUUACUCCGACGUCAGGUGGUCAGGUAACCCAGAUUGCAAAUCCGCUGUAUUCCACCACGUUCAAUCCUCUCAUUCCCGGCGACUUCUCAACCGGGACGACGCAGUCCGGAUGGCCAACCACUCUUCGCUAUCCGUCUGACCCGAGCUCGCCCUCAGCCACUUCUCAAGACAGCCAAGUUACUGCGUCAAUGAAAACAAAUUAUCCCAACCUGAGAGAUACUGUCAACACUCUUCUCACUGAUCCCAAGUACACAAACUAUACGACCUUCUCCAAUCAUCAACUCAUUAGCAAUGACGCCGGUGACGAAGGCUCUCUUGAAAAUGUUCAUGAUAGCAUCCACGGCACUGUCGGUGGAAACGGAGGGCACAUGUCAGAUCUUGACUACGCUGCUCACGAUCCAGCCUUCUGGCUACAUCAUGCGAACGUUGAUCGCAUUUUUGCUAUCUGGCAAGCCCUCAAUCUUUCUUCGUACACAUUCGACGAAGCAGAUCCAUCUUUCGAAGGCACCUUUGUCAUGCUUGCUGAUACCGAAGAUAAUCUCGACACUGAACUCUCGCCUUUCACUGAUGGAUCUGGUAAGACCUACUGGACUCCCAACACAGUCGUAUCAACAGAAACGUUCAAUUAUUCCUAUCCUGAGAUCCAAAAGUGGUUGUUCCAGAAUGAUACACAGUAUCAGCAGAACAUCAGAAAUUGUAUCCAGAACUUGUACGGGGCGACCGCUGAUUCAAUUGCUAAUGGUACAAGUACCACGACUACAUCAGCCGCAACUGGUACGGAGAGCCAGCAGCCUGUAGUUGGCAGUUCAUGCACUUACACAGACUACAUUACCACUAUCAAAACUUACAAACAUGGCCUUGGGGAAUCUUAUCGCGUACAUAUCUUCCUUGGUGACUUCAAUCCAGAUGUGACAACUUGGCAUACUCUGGAUGCUCUUGCUGGCAUUUUCAUGGUUUUUGGAAGAAAUACAACUCCAGGCGCCGCAAGCGAGACAGGAUGUGGAAAGUGCAAACAAGAUGCCAAGGCUGGUGUUCAGAUCUCUGGCAUCGUGUCUCUCACAGCUCAACUUCUUUUCGAAGUCAAGAAAGGCAAUUGUCCUUCUAUGAAUAAGGCUGACGUGAUUCCGUACCUCACAAAGAACCUCCAUUGGCGAGUCACCUUGCAUGAUGGUUCCGAACACCCUCGUGAGGAUGUGCCCGGUCUAGUGGUCAGCGUGAACACUACGGAGGUUUCAGUCCAUGUGAACGGACUUCCGCAGAGAAGUGGCGUUUAUGAGGCACAUCCAGAGGUCACUGCUGGAAGAGCAGCUGGCAGCUCAGCACCGAAUGCAUAA
Messenger RNA from Mollisia scopiformis, 1851 nucleotides. Its product is annotated as Di-copper centre-containing protein. NCBI's taxonomy places the organism in Eukaryota, Fungi, Ascomycota, Leotiomycetes, Helotiales, Mollisiaceae. The record is from RefSeq and is a predicted model, not a curated record. Gene Ontology annotation, molecular function: oxidoreductase activity. The transcript has 6 exons. Bases 1 to 1851 code for a protein of 616 amino acids.